This is a messenger RNA of Diabrotica virgifera virgifera (western corn rootworm), 2723 nucleotides long. RefSeq lists its product as uncharacterized. Gene Ontology annotation, molecular function: zinc ion binding; nucleic acid binding. The record is from RefSeq and is a predicted model, not a curated record. The transcript is spliced from 2 exons. The coding region runs from base 1452 to 2723 and encodes 423 amino acids. Lineage: Eukaryota; Metazoa; Arthropoda; Insecta; Coleoptera; Chrysomelidae.
AUCAGCCGAUUGAGCGCUACACCAAGCUCCGCUUGGUAUUUGUCCCUCGGACUAUAUAUUUCUAGAAGCGACCCUACUACCGUCAAGUCAAUUAGUACAUCUCUUCGAAGCUAUUUAAUGCGAUAAAAAUUUGUACUAGCUCCCUUUUGCCAUUGCCACGUAAAUCAGGCACAAUAUUGGCAUAUAUUAUCGUGUUUGUGUGUAGGCCGUUAAACAAUGGCCCCUACCUCGGGAAGAAGAUUUUAAUCAAGCACCUGGAAAAGAAAACCUUCUACCGCUACCUUGGAGAGCGAAUUAGCUUACAACCGUAUCCUGAUGCAGUAGAAUAAAUUAAACAAGACAGCCCUACAGAGACAAGACAGCCCAACAACGUAGCCCUAGACUUCCCUUAACUACCGGCGACGACAAAUUCUACAGGGAUUGGGGACCUCCUUUAGGAACUGUAACGGAAGGACUUAAAGCUGAGUAAAUUUUUACCUUUAUAACUUUUGUACCGAUUACCAGCGGGGUCUCGGUCACGGGCUUAGAAAAUUAACUUGUUAUCAGUAUACAAUAAAAAUGAUUUUUGUUAAGUUUUUUUUAUAUUUCAAUAAAUAGCGUAUAUAAAAAUGAUUAGGUAGACUUUUUAUUUCCUGUACCUUUUCUGGGAUGGGUGUGAAGGGAGAAUGAACAGGGAACGAACCCAGGGCUGAGCGGUCGGGCAGGGCACCAUUCUGAUGGAUGGAACGGUGGACGUUUUUCUUUUGAAUAUCCUAAGGGAUGUUCGAGGAAUUCCUCCCAUCGUUUCUCCCAACAGUGUGGUGUUGCUUAAUGCCCUGGUCUUGUUAUGAUCAGGAUGUUACAAAAUGGCCCCCAAUAAAACCUGUUUUUUCUUUCUCGCGCUUAUCCUAGUCAGGAUGCAGGAAAUAGAAAUUUACUUUUAAACUAUAUUGCAGAAUUUUAUCGCUAAAAAUUUUAAAAUAUCUUUAUUUUACAAUUUCAAUUUAAUUCGUUAGUAGAUAUUAAUAUUCACUCUGCUGUUUUUGUCUAUUUUCAACAUUAAUGGCGUAGCUUAAAAUACUAGUUUUUACAUUUUAUUUUUCUUUGAUAAAUGUUCGUUUUGCUUAAUUGCCUUUUGCCGGUAUUAGCAACCCAUAUUUAAUGAUAUCUAUAAAAUAUUUUGUCGCUAAUAUUUAUUAUUGCGAUACAUUUUUAAUGUGGUAGUGUAUUAUAAUAUACCGUUUGUCCCAAAAAUACUAAAUUUUCAGGACUUACAUUUUCUUAUGCUGAAUUAAUUUUAUUUAACUAUCUUUAAAACUAUCUUUACUAUUUUUAAAUUUUACUCCCUUUAAUUAAUUUUGAAUUGUAGUUACUAUCGUUGUAUUCUUCAUUCUUCGCCCGCUGUGAAUUUCUGUCUUUUUUCUUUUACAACUAUCCUCUCAGAUUUUUCAACUAUCUUCUCGUUGUUAAUCAUGCCUCUCCCUUUCAAUCUCAACCACCUAAAAACGGAGGAAUUGGCCUACGAACUCACCAUUAGAGGUUCUACAGUGCCCGAAAAUGUUGCGGUGCGUAGGAAAUCACUGAGAGCGUUGCUUACUGAAGAAAAGAAGACAGCCCCAGAAUAUAAGUUGACUCCGGCUUUUACGCAGGAUGUCAAAGACGCUAAGAAAACGUACCAGGAGUUAAAAACUUUGGUCGAGGGUUUUACUGGUACUAGUGCAACUCCUAGCUAUCGGACUAUUUCCGAUCGUUUUCAACAUCUAUCCGAAAGAGCACGUCGCAUGGCCGCUUCAGAUGAAAAGGAAGAAGAGACCAAGCAAAAAUUUAAAAUGGACGUAUCCAUACUUUUUGGCGAGUUGGAGGAAAAACUGGGAAAUCCUCAAGAUGAAGAGGAGCCUCAACACUUCUCUUCUACACCUAUUGCCUCUCCUUCUUUUCUUACUGCGUCAAAACCUAUUCCCGUGCACAAAUGGGGAAUAAGAAAAUUUUCUGGGGGUACAAACCUCAUCCCUUUUCUUGAACAACUUAAUGUCUUAAAACAGUCUAGAGGAUGCAAGGAUUCUGAUCUUUUUCUCUCCGCCGGAGAUCUUUUCGAAGGCUCUGCCUUCACUUGGUGGCAUAACCACUAUUUAAAAAAGUCAUUUGCUUCUUGGGAUGAGUUAGUUUCAACUUUGAAACAAACCUAUCUACCUGACAACUAUGAUAGAGCCUUAUGGGAACAAAUUCGUACUAAACAGCAAGGUCCUGAUGAGCCUUUUUUCUCUUUUAUAGCCGAUUGUGAGGCACUCUUCAAUCGUCUUGAAAAAAAUGUUUCAGAAGCGGAGCGAGUGGAAGAAAUUAGGUUAGGUCUUCUUCCUGAUUUUGUUAUGGGUCUUGCUAUGGUUAAAACCCCCACUGUUGCUGAUCUCAUUAAUGCGUGUAAGUGCAUAGAAACUUCUCGUGCAAUUUGUUCUUCCCGUUCUAAGCAGUCCACUUCCCUACCUCAAAGAUUCAGAGAAACAUGUUCUUUGAACGUAAUUUGCUGGAAUUGCCGAACUAAAGGACACGUCUAUCAGGAUUGCCAAUCCGAAGCUACUAUUUUCUGUUACAGCUGUGGAAGACAGCGUGUUACAAAGGCGAGGUGUCCGAAAUGUUCUAACGUUCAAAAAAACGACCAUACUGGCGUCACCAUCAACCCGCCAGCACUAUCUUCCACCCCACAACAAGGAAGACCCGCGGACCAACCCAGCGCACCCCGUCAUUAA